Molecule: messenger RNA, 873 nt
Organism: Helobdella robusta
Lineage: Eukaryota; Metazoa; Annelida; Clitellata; Rhynchobdellida; Glossiphoniidae
Exons: 6
Coding region: 1-873 (290 amino acids)
Biological process (GO): biological process involved in interspecies interaction between organisms
Cellular component (GO): external side of plasma membrane
Molecular function (GO): carbohydrate binding
Source: RefSeq, a predicted model, not a curated record
AUGUCGUCCAUGUUCCUAAAAGUUUUUGCGUUAUUCUUCAUCUUGAAGUUUAGUGAGCAGCUUGGAAGCGCUCAUUUUAAGAAAUUUACCCCUGCUUACAGUUACUUGCUGGCUAAGAAUCAGAAAACUCCAAUUUGUUUCAAUGAAGAGAUGUCAGGAGUCGUGAUGGAAACUAACAGUAGGGAUCCCAAAGAAUGUGUUGCCCGGUGCCUGCUUAUAAAGCACUAUUUCCACGAUGUUCAACUGCGCUCCUCAAUGAAUUUUGAAAACAGAUGGGUCUUGAGAUCCGCUCUGAACUUCGCAAGUGAUGGAGAAAUAGUCAGAGAAGCAUUAACAGACAACGAACUCAGAGGAGUGAAUUACGUACAACAUGAUGGUUUCUGUUCUUGCGUUCCUACAGCAAACAACAUCCGCAACAAUGUUUCUGCUGCUGUUGGCUUGUUGGCCGGUGGAUGCAGAGGUUACGUCAACCACGAAUGUCCCGCUGAAUUUGAUUACGUGAUAGAAUACAACAAGUGUUACAAGUUGCUAGACCAGAUCGAAACCUGGUAUGAGGGCAGACGGUUGUGCAACAGCCUCUCAUCGUCGCAUCUCAUUACAAUUGACGAUGACUACGAAAAUUAUGUCUCUCUGCAAUACGUUGACAAAGCUACACAUUGUUAUUAUUUGGAUCAUGGAUGGUAUUCGUUUUUCACAAGCGGAAUUCGAACCUACGUUGGUGGAGUGAGAACGCCUUUCUUGUGGUCACCAUACCCAGAAGAGGAUGGAGAGGAUUACUGCCUGAUAAGUGCACUGAACUAUUAUUUUGGGUGGGAUGAUAUUUCAUGCAAAGCGCUUCUGUGCAUUCUCUGCGAAUACGACAUGAUGGUGUAA